Drosophila biarmipes is the source of this 1196-nucleotide messenger RNA. RefSeq lists its product as uncharacterized. The coding region runs from base 245 to 1141 and encodes 298 amino acids. The record is from RefSeq and is a predicted model, not a curated record. NCBI's taxonomy places the organism in Eukaryota, Metazoa, Arthropoda, Insecta, Diptera, Drosophilidae. The transcript has 4 exons.
CAGUGAGUGGAAUAAACUGGAAGUUCUUGAAUAGUGCACGAGUGUAAUACUUACCCAAGACCUCUGCGGAGCUGUUUUUUGAAUAUUAAAAAAAUAUGUUGUUGUAAGAAAGAAACAAGUUAAUACACCCUUAAUUAAAAAAUAUAGUCACUAAUUUGCCGGGAAGGAUCCUGGCUUCCCGUUGAAGGCCCCCUUUUGCUGUCCCCAAGUAACACAUCCCAUUUCUAGUUUGUGUCCAAAUCGAAUGGAGGACCACGCCAUGAACCAUAUGGUGCGACCCCAGGGCUUCAGUUUGGAGGAACUGCGCCAGACCUUGGGUCACUCCAGCAUUCGGGGACAAUGCUACUUCAUCUAUGGCACCACCAAUAUUCUGGAGGUAAUUGCAGGGUUCGAUGAGCUGCUCAACCGGGAGGAAAUCGAAUUCGGAGCCGAGCAGCUGGCUCCGGUUUAUGUGACCGGGAUGAUGGUGUACCUACUGCAUCACGAGGAUCUGGCGGCCACCCAGGUGAGGAGAACCCUCUUCCUGCAGCGAUGCUUUGAUUAUAUGGCCUGCACCGAGGAGACCCAUAUCCACCAAGUAUGCAUUUACAUGCUGAGCCUUUUGGACGCCAACAACUCGAGCGUCAUGCUCAACCUUAUCCACUGCUGCCGCGUGGCCAGUCCCCUGAGCACGAUGGCCCGCGUGGUGGGCAACUGCCUGCUCUGGGCCAUGCUGGAUCACCUGUCGGACUUGGGCUUGGACUCGCACCGCCUGCGCCCGGCUGGCACUCUGCUCCUCGUCGUCGCGGUGGUGAAUCCCCGCACCUACGUGCAAUCCUAUCUGCACGCCCUGCACCUGGUGGUGCGCCUGAUAUCCAGCCUUCUGCUGGUCGGACCCCUCGGCGGACAUGGCCAGCAGCUGUGCCAGGAGGCCGGUGUGCCGGGAGACCUGAUGAAACUGGCCAAGGAGGACUCCUCGAUUCUGGUGCGCUGGCUAAUCGCCAUCGUUGAGGAGUUGCGUCCCGAAAUGGUGCAGAACGAGGAUUUGGGGCAUUUGCAUGAGCGUCUCGUGCUCCUGGAGGCCAUAUGCGAGCUCAUGCAACUGCUGCACGGCCACUUGGUUAAGUGUCACCAGGAUAAACAGGAUCUAAACCAAACCUAGCACGGUAAUGGUCAAGAAAAUACAAAUAUUUUUACAUUUUUACAUAACUUCUUAA